This is a messenger RNA of Aspergillus versicolor CBS 583.65, 2193 nucleotides long. Its product is annotated as ankyrin repeat domain-containing protein. The coding region runs from base 1 to 2193 and encodes 730 amino acids. Lineage: Eukaryota; Fungi; Ascomycota; Eurotiomycetes; Eurotiales; Aspergillaceae. Gene Ontology annotation, molecular function: zinc ion binding; oxidoreductase activity; protein binding. The transcript has a single exon. The record is from RefSeq and is a predicted model, not a curated record.
AUGCUGGUCGAACAAGAUAAAGCCAGAAGACAGUCACCGCCAGAUCCUCGUCCUGGGUCAAAUCUGGACGAGGAUGCUAGUGGAAGCCGAGAUAAUGAACAUGAACAUGAACAUGAAGAUGAGACGGCGAAUACAUGGGAGAAACUGCAGAAACUGCAGAACCUGGAAACCCAGCUCCGCAGCAAGAACGAGCUUCUCCUACACGAAGCCGGCGCAAAGCACGGCGACGUCGACGUCGCAGAGAGACUUCUAGGAGAGGGCGCAAAUCUCGACUGCAGGGAUAACAACGAUGCACGCCGCACGCCGCUGCAUAAAGCCUGCGCUGCUGGGACGGUGGGUAUGAUUCGGUUUCUGGCCUUGCGGGGGCGGGGCAGCGAGGUUGUUGUGAAUAUGGAGGAUUCCCAUGGGGAGACGCCGCUGCAUCUUGUUGCGGGGAGGGAUUGGGUUGAGAUGGAGGGUGGGGAGGAAGGGGAGGAGGAUGGGGUUAUGGCUGCGACGGAGUUGUUGCUGCAUGGUGCGGAUACGGGCAGGCAGGAUAGCAUGGGCUGGACGGCGCUGCAUAGGGCGGUAACGGCGAGGAAUGCGAAGAUAGGGGGGUAUCUUACGGAAAAUGCGGAUGUUGAUAUUGCGGACUUGUCAGGGCGGCGGGCGUUGCAUUUGUGUGUUGCUGCUGGGAGUGUGGAAAUGGUGCAUGGUCUUCUUCGGCAUGGAGCGGUUAUUGACAGGAGGGAUCGAUGGGGACGGACGGCGCUGCAUGAAGCUUGUGGGCGUGGUUGGAAGGAGGGAGUUGAGGCGUUGUUGUGCCAUGGGCCUGAUAUCUCUCUGGAAGACGAGGAUGGGUUGACGGGGAUGCAACUAGCCAGGGACCGGGGGGCCGAUGAUAUCGUGGAGCUGCUUGAGGAUCGGAUAGGAAAGUCAGCAUCAUACGAUCGUGUACGACCGACUACGAGUCAACACGAAGAGCCAGUCCCAGAUACUGGGAUAAAAGAUCAAGGCAAUAUCUGGGCCGGCGUGACCCGUGAAGACGGAGACGGCUUCCUGCUGGCCAGCUACAACAAACACGACAUCAGCUUUGCUGCGAAACUCGAGUCCAUCUCCCCCUGCGUCCACGAGGGCAAGGAUAUGCACGAGGUCCAGAUCAAGCUCAACUUCAUGCGGCCCUACUCGAUGGACCACCGUAUUCGCUAUGCAAAAGUCGACGCGAUGCUCAGUGCCGGCUCAGGAGCCCCCAAUAUCCGCGGCAUCAUGCCCCAGGCAGACCGGGUGGAAGUAUCUGAGCAGGAAGUGUCGUCAGGGCAAAAGUUCACUGUCGGUGCUGCCGGGGGUGGCGGCCCAUCGAAUCUCAAUAUCAGCCUGGAGGGCUCCAAGAACAAGACAUCAACGUUUAAAGGAGUGCGGAUUAUCCACGGCGCCAUCCAAGACAAGACUCACGCUUCCUGGCGAUUGUACGAAGAGCCAGGGAGUAAAAGCGGACUGCCCGAGAUCGUUCGACUGCUCUUACUUGUGCAUUGCAGUGCAGACUUUAACCUCCAGCUCGGCCUCUCCGUCACAGCCUGCCAUUUCCUGACAUUCGGCAUCCCUCGCACGCUGAAAGCGCCAGCUGGCCUGUCGUAUACAGUGCCCAAGCUGAGUGUCAUUGCCGCAUACGAGCAAGAAUCCCGCCUCAAGCAAGUCCUCGAUGUCGCAGACCGCGCAGCAGCAGUCGUCGAGGAAGCGAAAAGACUGCAGGACAUGUUCAGCCAAGCCAUGCGAGGGCAUGAAAAGCGAGGGUUGAUAAUGGAGGCUGGCAGUAAAGUGAACCACUUCCAAGAGUGGACGGAUAUCCUCGACGACUCCAGGUUCAGCGACUUCAGGGCCCUGCAGGGGAAGUUAUUGGAACUCGAUGAAAGCCCGAGACGCACUCGUCGGAUCAUAGAACGCACAUCCUGGGAUGAUUCCAUCUCAGAACCCAGGGUAGAGAGAGGCGCAUCUGGGAGGAACUAUGGGCGUGUGCGUAUAGAGAGACCGUACGGGGGGUACAGCCGCCGUAGGAGAGACGACGAUGACGAUUCAUACACCUAUCGCCCGCGCCGUAGGAGGGACUACGAUGACGACGAGAUCUAUGGGGAUGAUCCAUACACCCCUCGCCCACGCAAUGCAAUCCACUCGUUCUCUGCUGUUGGUCCAGGGUACCAUGUGUCUCGUUUGGCAUGA